Molecule: messenger RNA, 4186 nt
Organism: Saccoglossus kowalevskii
Lineage: Eukaryota; Metazoa; Hemichordata; Enteropneusta; Harrimaniidae
Product: ATP-dependent RNA helicase DHX8-like
Biological process (GO): mRNA splicing, via spliceosome; spliceosomal complex disassembly
Cellular component (GO): intracellular anatomical structure; catalytic step 2 spliceosome
Molecular function (GO): ATP binding; RNA helicase activity; RNA binding
Source: RefSeq, a predicted model, not a curated record
CUUUGUGAAACGUUUUCGGUCGUCAGACGCUGGUCAUCUUUUAGCUCAAACUCGUGAUUUUCAGCGACCCAUAUUGGUCCACAAUAAGAACGUGUAAUCCAUACUUUCUUAUAGCUACACUGAAGCCUAUCUGUUUGAGAAACAAGCAUAUUGAACGUUGUUACUUACUUCACAGUGUUAGUCAAUCGAGCCAAGGGAGAACGGCACUUGGCAAAAAAUAUGGCCGACAUCGACGAGUUGGAUAAGUUGGAGUAUUUGUCGUUGGUUUCUAAAGUGUGUACUGAAUUAGACAACCAUCUAGGGCUCAAUGACAAGGACUUGGCUGAGUUCAUCAUAAAUCUAGCCGAGAAAAACAAUGCAUUUGACACAUUCAAGUCUGCCUUAGUAGAGAAUGGAGCAGAGUUUCCAGACUCGUUCAUUUCAAAUCUGCUUCGACUGAUACAACGUAUGAAACCUGCAAAGAAAGAUAUCAAAGUUGAAGAAGAAAUAGUGGAUGACAGCCGGAAGAAGAGGAAGGCAGAAGCAUUCCCUGGGUUGUGUUUGCCAGAUAACAUUGAAGUGAAGCCUACUUCAGAUGAUAAAAAAAUUGCUGACGAUGCCAUAGAUGAACUAGAAGCACUUAUGCCAAAAUUAGAACCAGAAGUCACUCAUGUUAAAGACAAAAAAAAGAAACAUCGAAGUAGAAGCAAAAGUGUAGAAAAAGAAAAGCACAGAGACAAAAAGAGACAUAGACACAGAGAUCGUGACAGGGACCGAGAUAAAAGGAGAGACAGGUCACGGUCCAGAAGUCGAGAUAGAUACAGAGAUAGAGAUCGGCGUAGAACCCGCAGUAGAAGUAAGGACAGAGACAGUUAUAAAAACAGUAGGGACAAGGAAAGUGGUAGCGGAAAGAAAAAAUAUAAAGAUAACUUUGUUGACAGAGCCCCACCAGCUGAUCCUGAAAUAGGACAUGUGUAUGACGGCAAGAUUGCUAGUAUUAUGAAAUUUGGUUGUUUUGUCCAAUUGGAAGGACUGAGAAAACGUUGUGAUGGUCUCGUCCAUAUUUCACAGUUAAGACGUGAAGGCAGAGUGUCUGAUGUCAAUGAAGUGGUACACAAAGGUCAAAAAGUCAAGGUCAAGGUAUUAUCCAUAGUUGGCGCGAGAGUAAGCCUAUCAAUGAAAGAUGUUGACCAGGACACUGGAGAAGAUCUGAAUCCUACAAGUGCCCGUAACUUGCCGUCUUCACAUGAUAAUCCUGAGGAAACAAUUCGUAAUCCAGAUAGGCCGAGUAAUAUACCUUUAGUUAAUGUUAAAAUGGAAGAAGAUGACAGUUCAAAUGUGAAGAAAGUCCAACGAAUGACAUCCCCAGAAAGGUGGGAAAUUAAACAGAUGUUGGCAGCCAACUGCAUAGAUAAAACUGAAUUACCCGACUUUGAUGAGGAUACUGGUUUACUACCCAGGGAGGAAGAUAACUCAGAUGAGGAAGUGGAAAUUGAGAUGGUGGAGGAAGAACCACCUUUCCUCAAAGGUCAUGGACGUCAGAGUUUAGACUUGAGUCCUGUCAGGAUAGUCAAGAAUCCUGACGGUACAUUGUCCAAGGCAGCCAUGAUGGCUAGCGCAUUGUCGAAAGAAAGAAGAGAGCUGAAGCAAGCACAGGAGAGAUCUGAAGCUGAUUCUAUUCCAACUGGUAUGAACACAACAUGGAUUGAUCCUAUGCCAGAAACUGAUCGUGUCAUAGGAGCACAGACACGAGGCAUCGGGUUAGUACAGCCUGACAUGCCAAAAUGGAAACGCCAUGCUUUUGGUGGUAAUAAAGCUUCAUUUGGAAAGAGGACAAAACUAACUAUUGUUGAACAGAGAGAAAGUUUGCCAAUAUACAGACUGAAGGAGCAGCUUGCACAAGCUAUCCAAGACAACCAGAUUCUUAUCGUGAUUGGCGAGACUGGCAGUGGCAAGACGACCCAGAUAACUCAAUACAUUGCAGAAGCUGGUUACACGAUACGUGGCAAAAUAGGAUGCACACAACCAAGAAGAGUUGCCGCUAUGUCGGUGGCUAAGAGAGUAGCCGAGGAGUUCGGUUGUAGAUUGGGACAAGAGGUUGGAUACACAAUCCGUUUUGAAGAUUGUACGAGUCCAGAAACUAAAAUCAAAUAUAUGACAGAUGGUAUGUUACUCAGGGAGUGCCUUAUCGACCCUGAUUUGAACCAGUACUCUGUGAUCAUGUUAGAUGAGGCUCACGAACGCACGAUCCACACCGAUGUCUUGUUUGGUUUGAUGAAGAAAGCUAUAAGGAAGAGAACAGAGUUGAAAUUAAUUGUUACCUCGGCAACACUGGACGCAGUAAAGUUUUCCCAAUAUUUCUUUGAAUCACCCAUUUUCACGAUUCCUGGACGUACAUAUCCUGUUGAGAUUCUUUACACUAAGGAGCCAGAGACAGAUUACUUAGAUGCAUCGCUAAUAACUGUGAUGCAAAUUCAUCUCACAGAACCCCCAGGUGAUAUUCUGGUCUUCUUAACUGGUCAAGAAGAGAUAGACACCGCUUGCGAAAUCCUCUAUGAAAGGAUGGAAUCCCUCGGACCGGAUGUACCAGAGCUGAUCAUCUUACCUGUAUAUUCAGCAUUGCCCAGUGAGAUGCAAACAAGAAUAUUUGACCCAGCACCUCCAGGUAGUCGAAAGGUUGUGAUUGCUACCAAUAUUGCUGAGACAUCUCUGACUAUUGAUGGUAUAUACUAUGUGGUAGAUCCAGGGUUUGUCAAGCAGAAGGUGUACAAUUCAAAAACCGGUAUGGAUCAGCUGGUUGUUACACCAAUAUCACAGGCUCAAGCAAAACAGAGAUCCGGUCGUGCUGGUAGAACUGGUCCAGGAAAGUGCUAUAGGUUAUACACAGAAAGAGCUUACCGAGAUGAGAUGUUGACAACAGCUGUACCUGAAAUCCAACGUACCAACUUGGCUAGUACUAUACUCUCCCUUAAAGCUAUGGGUAUCAAUGAUUUGCUGUCAUUUGAUUUCAUGGACCCGCCCCCAACAGAGACGUUGAUCGCAGCGAUGGAGCAGUUACAUUCACUCAGUGCAUUAGAUGAUGAAGGCUUACUCACAAGGUUGGGCAGGAGGAUGGCAGAGUUUCCCCUGGAACCCAUGUUAUCAAAAACAUUGAUCAUGUCGGUUCAUCUUGGCUGCAGUGAUGAAAUACUGACUGUGGUGUCAAUGUUAUCUGUACAAAAUGUGUUCUACAGACCAAAGGAUAAGCAGUCACUGGCUGAUCAAAGGAAAGCCAAGUUUCACCAGUUAGAAGGAGAUCAUUUAACACUACUUGCAGUCUACAAUUCGUGGAAGAACAAUAAAUUCUCUAAUCCGUGGUGUUUUGAAAAUUUUGUACAAGCAAGGACUUUGCGGAGAGCCCAGGAUGUGAGGAAACAGUUGAUGGGCAUCAUGGACAGACACAAACUAGAUGUUUUCUCAUGUGGUAAGAACACUGCCAAAGUUCAGAAAGCAAUAUGUAGCGGGUUCUUCCGUAAUUCAGCUAAGAAAGACCCACAGGAAGGUUACCGUACAUUGGUAGAUGGACAAGUUGUGUAUAUUCAUCCAUCAAGUGCACUGUUCAAUAGACAACCUGAAUGGGUUGUCUAUCAUGAGCUUGUCUUAACCACCAAAGAAUACAUGCGUGAAGUUACACAGACAGACCCUAAAUGGAUGGUGGAAUUUGCACCAGCAUUCUUCAAAUUUGCUGAUCCAACAAGACUCAGCAAACAGAAGAAACAACAGAGGCUGGAACCACUUUACAAUAAAUAUGAAGAAGCAAACGCAUGGCGUAUAUCAAGACAGAGAUACAGGCGAAAUUAAUGUUAAUGCUAGUUCAUUCAUUUUGUGCUAACUUUGAGUAUAUUCAUGAAGUUGGCCAUGUGUGAACCAGACCUUGACUUGGUUUGUUUUAAAUAUGGAUAUUAGAAACAAUUGCCAUAUUUUGAUUUUGGCUAUCGCUCUGGAAACCACUACGUAAUGUAAAUAUAACAUGGUGUAUCAAAACUUACUUCGUCAAUGUAAGUUUAAAACUCAAGCCGUUUUAAUAUUGUCAGAUCUGAUGAAAAGUUUUUUUUAACAGCAAAGUAUUUCAUUUAUUUGUAUGUGUAUUUCUAUUCUAUGGCUUGCUUCUCCAUGGAAUAAAGAUGGCAUUGUCUUCUGUUUUAUAAAUAAAUAGCUGUAUGCUAAA